GGUGUCUGGCGACAUAAUCAUUAAGCUUUAUACUUAUUACUUACUUUCAAUAAUGUAAUGUUAUGUUUUGUUUUCAGUAUGCCUUACAAAGUCGUCCAAACGAUAGAGGGUGGAAAAAUUUGCCUUUCAGUUGUGCCAAGCAACUGGGAGAAAGAGGGGACCCUGUCUUGGCCUAAAAGAUCUGAAGCAAGCAGCAUGCUAGAUGAAACCUCGGUUCCUGGAAAGAAUUGGUCCACCUAUGCAUGUAUCCUAAAAAGAACAUGCAGCACCUAUAAGACGGCUGGUCUUGCUGUGAAAUCGAUGGAAAAUGUAACGGACACAGAUGAGGAAGUUCCCACUAGAGCCAUUCAACGCCCACAAGAAAAUCAUGCUGUUUUAGAUUUAAACCAUUUAAUGGAAGUUGAAGGGGAUUCAACAGCUGUAGUGUCACCAAUUACUGUGACCAUAAGUGACAAUGCGAUGGCGGACCGCAUUUCCCUGACUGAUGUAAACGCUUCAUUUUUGCUGAAAGCAGACAACGAUGAAGUUAUCAAAAAUCAAUUAAAGAUACUGGAAGUCCUAGAAGAAUUGCAAAAUACUCAAAAAAAAAUAUUACAACAACUGGCAAAACAUGAAGUACAGUUUAUGGAAUUAUCGAACAAAAUGGCAGAAUGUAGCGUUGCUACUACUGCAAGAAAGAACUGCGAGGGCUCAGCUGUAGAAGAACAUUUUCCGCCUUUAAAAACAGUGGAAGAGCUAUAUAAGUUGGAAGAAAAUUUAAAAGAUGUAGAAUUUCGUACAAAAUAUUUUAAAAUGAUGUCAAGCUUAUGCUCUCCCGGCUUAGGAGCAAAAGGGACGAAUAUUUGCUAUAAAAUAGUUGAUUAUUUCUUUUCGCGAGAGCUAUUAACUUUGGUUUCUUGGAGUGGCAACUCAAGAGACCAAAAUGAAAAAAUUGCGUUUAAAUUCUUUGCGCAUACUCGUCAGAUGAUUUUUUCGAUAAUCCACAAUGCUGACUCAACUAUAAGUCAAUUAGAGACUGACAAUUUUAUGAGGGCAAUAAUAAAAAAUUCUAGGCAACGUUUUCAGGCGACCAUAAAGCCUGUGUCUGCUAGUACGCCAACGUCUCGUAAAAAGAGAACUAAUAAUAAUUCUUCUAAAUCACUCAGUGAUGCUGCAGAAUCACACACAGAGCGCGCUGCAGAUGUAGAGGUUGAACAGCCUUUAGUCAAUGUUGAUGAGCCGAAUAGUGCGGACGAAGUAGUCGAAGCCGCAGCAUUGGCAUCAACAUCAGGGGACGCCGCGGCCCGGGCUUAA
This is a messenger RNA of Plutella xylostella (diamondback moth), 1293 nucleotides long. NCBI's taxonomy places the organism in Eukaryota, Metazoa, Arthropoda, Insecta, Lepidoptera, Plutellidae. The record is from RefSeq and is a predicted model, not a curated record.